AUGGCAAGACACCGCCACCAAGCUUCUCUCGAGGGGGUUUUGGACUUCUCAGUACCCUUUUCAUUAACACCACAACAGCACGAGACUGCAAGGAACCUUGUGACCAGGCUUAUACGGCAUUAUGGCCCGGAGAAGACCGUUCGAAAGGGCUAUAGGCCUGCGGCACUUGUCCAGGCCAUUCUCGAGCACGUUGCCUCUCCAGAUACCUUUAUGACUUUCUUUAUUUCAUACAUCUACGAGGCUUUGUGUUCGGACGAAGGACAUGCUGCUGAGUCCGACAUCACGCACCCCCUGCUAUACCUGGAGGGAUUUUCUUUAUGGGAGCCCGAAAAAAUAAAAAUGCUCGACGGAGGUCUAGAAAAGUUUGCUGAGUAUAUUGUUGAAAACUUUCUACUUCCUCUUAGAGCAUCGUCAGUCAAGACACCACAACCAACUCCCACGUCGUUAUCAUCGCUGCAGAGCUCAACGCCGACCGGAACAAGGCAGCGUGUAUCUGUCUUGCGACAGAGCUGCCUUGUACGCGAUCGCCACCGCUGUGUAGUGUCUCGGAAGUUUGAUAGAGUAGCAGCCAGAGAACGUUUUGCAGAGAACUCGGAAUCUUGUGCAGACGAUGACGGGAAGCUCUUAAAGGAUGAGGCCAGUGAUCAAUUUCAAUAUUUGGAAGUUGCCCACAUUUUACCUCAUUGCCUAACGACGAUAGCUUCUGGAGAUACAGAUUUGAGCGAUUCAAAGAAAGAUGUUCUUCAGAUCUUGGACAUGUUCGAUCCCGGAAUAAUCCAUCUGAUCGAUGGACCAAACAUUGACAGCCCCACAAAUGCCCUUACCUUAACACUGGACUACCACCGGUUGUUCGGUGAAUUUCAGAUAUAUUUCGAACGCACUGGCAUACGUCACCAGUAUAGGAUUGACUCGACAGAACACAGUCCUUUCUUACGUGACCCUUUAUUUCCCGUCACGCGAUUACUGACCCUUAGUCCUCAUCGAACAGUAGAUCCGCCAUCGCCCCGGCUUCUCGACGUCCACCGCGCCAUUGCCCUUAUCAUGAAACUGAGCGGUGCAGGCGAAUACAUCGAGAGGAUCCUUCGUGAUAUGGAAGAAUUGAAUGUCAGGGAAGAUGGGUCGACGCAUUUAGGACAUCUUGCAAGCUUAAGACUUAGCGGGUGGUUAAAUACCCUAUCUGUGUGUUAA
Molecule: messenger RNA, 1188 nt
Organism: Penicillium verhagenii
Lineage: Eukaryota; Fungi; Ascomycota; Eurotiomycetes; Eurotiales; Aspergillaceae
Product: HNH endonuclease signature motif containing protein
Exons: 3
Coding region: 1-1188 (395 amino acids)
Source: RefSeq, a predicted model, not a curated record